Grammomys surdaster is the source of this 3133-nucleotide messenger RNA. RefSeq names its product histidyl-tRNA synthetase 2, mitochondrial (gene Hars2). The record is from RefSeq and is a predicted model, not a curated record. Gene Ontology annotation, cellular component: cytoplasm; mitochondrion. The transcript has 13 exons. Gene Ontology annotation, biological process: histidyl-tRNA aminoacylation. Bases 185 to 1708 code for a protein of 507 amino acids. NCBI's taxonomy places the organism in Eukaryota, Metazoa, Chordata, Mammalia, Rodentia, Muridae. Gene Ontology annotation, molecular function: identical protein binding; histidine-tRNA ligase activity; ATP binding.
GUCUGGCGAAGGUGGAGGGGACACUUCCGGGUCAGGGAGCGUGAGGUACUCGGAGUUCAAUCCCACCAUCCGGACUAACUCCGAUCUCAGGUGUUUCCAGCUCUCCGUAGCCUUCCAGAAAUCGGACUGGCCUCGUUCCCAGUCCCUUAACUUCUGUUCUUGAAAGCCGACGUCCUGCUGCACAAUGCCCCACCUGGGGCCCCUGCGCCGCAGGGCCUGGGCUGCGCUGCUCGGCCAGCUCCUGCGACCUCCCCGCACUGUGUGCAUCCGGGCGGUCGGCUGUCAUAGCCAGGUUGCAAAGACAGUGUUAACAUCUGAACAACUGAAACCACAUCAAGAAAAACCGAAUUUUAUCAUCAAGGUUCCAAAGGGCACCAGGGAUUUAAGUCCUCAACAAAUGGUUGUGAGGGAGGAAAUUCUUGAUAAGAUUAUCAGCUGUUUUAAACGUCAUGGAGCAAAAGGGUUGGAUACACCAGCAUUUGAGCUAAAAGAAAUGCUCACUGAGAAAUAUGAAGACAACUUCGGCCUCAUGUAUGAUUUGAAGGAUCAAGGUGGAGAGUUGCUGUCUCUUCGCUAUGACCUUACUGUCCCUUUUGCUCGCUAUCUGGCCAUGAAUAAAGUGAAGAAGAUGAAACGAUAUCAAGUUGGAAAGGUGUGGAGGCGAGAGAGCCCAGCCAUAGUUCAGGGCCGCUACCGGGAGUUCUGCCAGUGUGAUUUUGACAUUGCUGGUGAGUUUGACCCAAUGAUCCCUGAUGCAGAGUGUUUGAGGAUCAUGUGUGAAAUCCUAAGUGGAUUGCAACUGGGGGACUUUAUCAUUAAGGUAAAUGACCGUCGGGUUGUAGAUGGGAUGUUUGCUGUCUGUGGUGUUCCUGAGAGCAAGUUCCGGACCAUCUGCUCCUCAAUGGACAAACUCGACAAGAUGUCUUGGGAAGAUGUGAGGCAUGAGAUGGUGGCAAAGAAAGGACUAGCUCCUGAGGUGGCCGAUCGAAUUGGGGACUACGUCCAAUGUCAUGGGGGGAUAUCCCUGGUAGAUGAAUUGUUCAAGGAUCCCAGACUAUCCCAAAGCCAGCUGGCCUUGCAGGGUCUAGAGGACCUGAAGCUGCUCUUUGAAUACCUGAGGUUAUUUGGAAUUGCUGAUAAGAUCUCCCUUGAUCUGAGUCUGGCCCGGGGCCUGGACUAUUAUACAGGAGUGAUUUAUGAAGCAGUACUGCUAGAGUCUCCAGCUCAGGCCGGAAAGGAGACUCUGAGUGUGGGUAGUGUGGCUGCUGGUGGACGCUAUGACAGGCUGGUAGCCCAGUUCAAUCCUAAGGGCCAUAACGUGCCUUGUGUGGGGUUGAGCAUUGGAGUAGAGAGAAUCUUCUACCUUGUGGAACAGAAACUGAAGAUUUCUGGUGAGAAGGUUCGAACCACAGAGACCCAAGUGUUUGUAGCCACACCCCAGAAGAACUUUCUUGGAGAACGUUUGAAGAUAAUUGCAGAGCUUUGGGAUGCAGGGAUCAAGGCAGAGAUGCUUUAUAAAAACAACCCUAAACUGUUAACCCAGCUGCACUAUUGUGAGAAAGCAGACAUUCCUCUGAUGGUCAUUAUUGGUGUGCAAGAACAGAAUGAAGGUGUCAUCAAGCUCCGUUCAGUGGCCAGCAGAGAAGAAGUGACCAUUAAUCGAGAAAGGCUUGUGGCUGAAAUUCAGAAGCGACUGUCUCUGUCUUGAUUAGUGCCUGAUUUCCAUCUGCUGCCCUUAGAAGAGACGUUUUCAUCUAGGACAGAGUUCUGGUGGACUUUACAACAGUCAGCCAGCAUGGAUGUUGUACAAGUGCCUUCUGCCUCUAUCUCUCCUGGAUAAGAACUACAGAAGGUCCUGAGGUCUCGUGGACUAGCAUUAGCAGCUGCUCUGCUAGAAUGCACAUGGCUGUCGUGCCAAAGAGGCAUCCUCUAGCUGCACAGGCAGAUCUGAAGUGCCUCUGAAUUCUGUCAAAGGGAUGUUAGGAGCAAGGCUCUGGAAGAGUUGCCUGAGGCUAAAACUCUGAACCAUUGACACGAGAAGUUAAAUAUGUACUUUACUUUCAACUGUAGCUUGGGAACCAGAUUCUGGAGAAUUUGUCUACAUCAGACUAUGGAUUAUCCAUGGAGUAUUAAAUGGAUAGUAAGAAUGGACAGAAAAAAGAGAUGAUGUCCCAAGGACCCAGCAGUGCAUCUGUUGAUUCUUCCAGUUAACAGUAGAAGGGUGGGACUAUUUCAUAAUUUUGAACAUUAAUCUUAAUGGAUAAGUUAGUCAUCUUCUCUUGAGGUUUUGAACACCAUUCCAUUUGUUAUAGCAAUUUUUCUGGAUUAUUCCAUAUCCUGCUCUGGAGAUUGUUUUAGAAGUGGUUAUAUGAUACAUUACAUUUAAAAAAUGUACUAGUGGGCUGGUGAGAUGGCUUACUGAUUAAGGGUGCAUAUUGCUUUUGCAGAGGACCUGAGUUCAGUUCCUAGCAACCACAUCAGGGUGAUUACAACUGCCCGAAACUCCAGUAACAGGUAUCUGAGGCCCUCUUCUGGCCUCCGCAAACACCUGUACUUAAUGUGCACAUACUCAUGCACAGACACAUACACAUAGGAAUAAAAUAAUUUUAAAAAGUAAGCAUACUUUGAGUAAUUUGUUAUCAAAGGAUUAAUAUAUGUAGACCUUAGGAAAUGUUAACGUUUGAGUGUAUACUGGAGAAUUGUGUGAAUUACAAGUAACCUUCCCUGGGGCCCACGUGGUAGAAGAAAACAGAUUUUCUUGUUUGUCCUCUGGCCUCUACCUACUUACCACGACUUGUGAAGUACACAUUGCAGGCUUAUAUACAAGAUAAAAUGUAAAACACAGAACAGCCCACCAAAACACCCAUAUAAAGUGCGGCUAAGGACUUGUCUUUCUUGAUAGAGUGUCUGCCUAGCACUUGGGAAGUGAAAGCAGGAGGAUCAGAAGUUCAAAGUCAGCUUUGGCACUAGGCAAGGUGGCACAGGACUUUAAUCCUAGCACAAGGGAAUUAGAGACAGGCCAAUUAUCUGUGAGUUAUAGGUUAGCCAUGGCUACAUACUGAAACCCUGUAUAAAAAAUCAUUCAGCCUUGGGUUUACAUGAGAUGCUCUCUCAAUAAAACAAAAGAAAAAAC